Molecule: messenger RNA, 882 nt
Organism: Postia placenta MAD-698-R-SB12
Lineage: Eukaryota; Fungi; Basidiomycota; Agaricomycetes; Polyporales; Adustoporiaceae
Exons: 3
Coding region: 1-882 (293 amino acids)
Source: RefSeq, a predicted model, not a curated record
AUGGACGGUCUCCAUACGCUGGAGUUUCAGGACUUUCAGUAUAUGGGGUGGAGCCGGCUGGGAUUCUUCCGCGGGUCCAAGAUGGCGGGCCGACUCCGUACCCUCGUCCUCCACAACAUAGAUUGGUGUCAGGUGGAGGACGUGCUGGAGGACAUUGUGGCGAUGGACAACUUGCAGACACUCGAGAUGAAGGGCGUUUUGGACCGUUUUUCGGAGCCAUGGCCGGAGAAAUCGUCUUGCACACAGUCCCUACCGUCACAUCCUUCCCUCAAGACCCUUCGGCUGUCUAACUGCAAGGGCGCUCAUGUCUCCACCUUGGUGCGCGUUUUCCCCAACUUGAGGGAGUUCACAACUUCAAUAUGCAGCUUUGUCCCCGAUGCGACGGACUGUUGGCCUGCUCUGGACCAUUUAUGCGCCCUUCAUCUUAGUGAACUCGCAGAUUGGCCAAACAAUUGUCAGGUUCACAGUUUAACUGUCAGGGAAACUGUGUCACAGAAAUCAUCAUACAAGUACCUGGAAUUGCUCCGACGGACAUCGCCCGUCAGGUUGUCCAUGUAUAUGGAUACGAACAAGGAUUGUCUCUCUCUCGGGGAGCUCGAGCGUUGCGUACCGAGGCUUCGCGUUCUCGAGCUCAGCGUGAUAGCAGAGCCCCAUGACCUGAAAGUAUGGUUAUUCGAUCGCCUUGUGCCGAUGUUAAGCCUUAUUGGCGCCCCUUAUCUCGAGAUACGGCUAGAUAUCGAAUCGGACACGGAGCUGUCACAGCGUACAGCCGAAGAGGUAGAAUGUCUUCGCGAGCUGCCUCUGCAGAUCGCCCGCAACAUUCCGUCGGCCAAGGUGGCGCUUCACACCAUACUCAUUCAACCACUGGUAUAUCCACAAUGA